AUGUCCUCUCCAGUGAUUGGUAUUUCCUUCGGUAACACUUCUUCUUCUAUUGCGUACAUCAACCCAAAGAACGAUGUUGAUGUGAUUGCUAACCCAGAUGGUGAGCGUGCUAUUCCAUCUGUGUUGUCCUACGUUGGUGAGGAUGAGUACCACGGUGGUCAAGCUUUGCAGCAAUUGGUUAGAAACCCAAAGAACACUAUAAUCAACUUCCGUGACUUCAUCGGUUUGCCAUUCUCUCAAUGUGAUGCUUCCAGAUGUGCUGCUGGUGCCCCAGUGGUUGAGAUUGAUGGUAAGGCUGGUUUCGUUGUUUCCAGAGGUGAUGUUGAGGAGAAGCUGACUGUUGACGAAGUUGUCUCCAGACACUUGAACAGACUUAAGUUGGCUGCUGAAGAUUACAUUGGUUCCUCCGUUAAGCAAGCUGUGCUUACUGUCUCCAGUGACUUCACUGACGAGCAAAAAGCUGCCUUGAAGGCCUCUGCUGCUCAAGUUGGUCUGGAGAUCGUCCAAUUCAUCAACGAGCCAUCCGCUGCUCUUUUAGCCCAUGUCGAGAAGUACCCAUUCAAGGAAGACGUCAACGUUGUCGUUGCUGACUUCGGUGGUGUGAGAUCAGACGCUGCCGUUAUUGCCAUCCGUAACGGUAUCUUCACAAUCUUGGCUACUGCCCACGACCAACACCUAGGUGGUGACAACCUUGACGCCGAGUUGAUCGAGUACUUCGCCAAGGACUUCGAAAAGACCAACAAGUGUAACCCAACCAAGAACGCCAGAUCUUUGGCCAAGCUAAGAGCUAACGCCAUGGUUACUAAGAAGACCUUGUCUAACGCUACCACCGCUACCAUCUCCAUUGACUCUUUGGCUGAUGGUUUCGACUAUCACACCUCCAUUAACAGAAUGAGAUACGAACUUGUCGCCAACAAGGUCUUCUCCCAGUUCACAUCCUUCAUCGAAAACGUCAUCGCCAAGGCUGAACUAGAUCCUCUAGAUAUCCAAGCCGUCCUAUUGUCUGGUGGUGUUUCCUUCACUCCAAAGUUGACCACCAACUUGGAGUUCAUCUUCCCAGAAUCCGUUGAAAUUCUAGGUCCACAAAACGAGAACGCUUCUAACAAUCCAAACGAAUUGGCCUCUUCUGGUGCCGCCCUACAAGCCGGUCUAGUUUCUAACUACGACAAUGAAGAACUAGCUGAAGCUCUACAACCUAUCGUUGUUAACACUCCACACUUGCCAAAGGCUAUUGGUCUAAUUGGUGCCCACGGUGAAUUCCACCCAGUCCUACUUCCAGAAACCUCAUACCCAGUCCAAAAGAAGAUUACUUUGAAGAAUGCUAAGGGUGACCUAUUGGUAGGUGUCUACGAAGGUGAACAUCACAUUCAAGAAAAGACUGUCGAACCUGAAGCCAAGGAAGAAGAUGAAGAAGACAGUGAAGAAUGGUCAGAUGAUGAGCCAGAAGUUAUCAGAGAAAAGCUUUACACUUUGAGCACAAAGCUGAUGGAGCUAGGUUUGAAAGACGUCAAGAAUGGUGCUGAAAUCACCUUCAAUGUCAACAAGGAUGGUGUAUUGAGAGUAAGUGCCAGAGACCUAAAGAGCACUACUGUCGUGAAGGGUGAAUUGUAA
Molecule: messenger RNA, 1611 nt
Organism: Nakaseomyces glabratus
Lineage: Eukaryota; Fungi; Ascomycota; Saccharomycetes; Saccharomycetales; Saccharomycetaceae
Gene: SSZ1
Product: ribosome-associated complex protein SSZ1
Biological process (GO): regulation of translational fidelity; 'de novo' cotranslational protein folding; endoplasmic reticulum unfolded protein response
Cellular component (GO): nucleus; membrane; endoplasmic reticulum chaperone complex
Molecular function (GO): ATP-dependent protein folding chaperone; ATP binding
Source: RefSeq, a predicted model, not a curated record